Molecule: messenger RNA, 6832 nt
Organism: Paramormyrops kingsleyae
Lineage: Eukaryota; Metazoa; Chordata; Actinopteri; Osteoglossiformes; Mormyridae
Source: RefSeq, a predicted model, not a curated record
UGGUGAAUUGACAUCUCUCUCCAUUUUUAUAAAUUGGAAUAACUUUUGCUAUUUUCAUUUUUGAGGGGAACAUACCAGUUCGAAAAGACAAAUUACAAAUAUAUGUGAAAGGUUGCACUAUAUAUUCUAUAAUACUUUUAACUAAUAUCAUGUCAAUACCAAAACAGUCAGUGGACUUUUUAUUUUUAAAUGUUUUCACAAUGUUAAUUAUUUCUCUAUGAGUUACAGCACCAAUAAACAAGGAGGACACAUUCGGAGUAAUUUGUUUUCUUAGAUCAUUGUUAUUUCUUGACUCCGGAAUUUCUUUUGCUAAAUUACUACCAACAUUUACAAAAAAAUCAUUAAAUUCAUUUGCAAUAUCUUUAAUUUUAUCAAAUACAAUAUCUUUAUCCUUUUUAAAGUAGUCUGGAUAAUUCGUAUUUCUUGAGCCCUUUCUAAUUAUACUAUUUAAUAAUCUCCAUGUUUCUUGUGUGUUACCUCUAUUUUGCUCCAAUAAUGUGUGGUAAUAUUCUUUCUUACUUGUUCUUAUAAUAUUUACUAAUCUUUUUUUAUAUGUCUUGUACAUUGUUUCAGCAUUUUUUGUCCUCUGUUUUAUGAAUCUCUUAUAUAGAUUAUUUUUCUUUUUACAUGCAUCUUCUAUCCCCUUUGUGAUCCAUGGCUUAUUUGAUUUGUGAUGUUUUCUAGUGAUUUUCAUUAAAGGACAAUGUUUUUCAUAUAAUGAAAUUAUGGCUGACAGGAAUGCAUCAUAUGCACUAUCUAAAUCUUCCGUUUCAAAGACCUCAUUCCAAUUUUGUUCUUUUAAGUCCACUUGGAAGGCAGCAAUGGCUCUUCUUGUUCUAAGUCGUAUCAUGUCAAAUAUUUGAUUCUUUUGUUUAGUUUUAAUCCCAAAAUAAUCUCGAAAAAUUGCAAAAACAGGAAGAUGAUCGCUUAUAUCAGUUAUAAGAAGUCCACUUCUUAUUUCAUAGUCAAUUUUAUUUGUGAAUAUAUUAUCUAUCAAUGUAGCUGUAUCAAUUGUUUUUCUACUUGGUCUUAUAAUUACAGGGAAAAGGCUGUUACUAUACAUUGUAUUAAUGAAAUCUGUUGUUUUCUUAUGUCCAUUUGGAUUUAGCAAAUCUAUAUUAAAAUCACCACAAAUUAUUUGCACUUUUUUAUCAUUUAGAUUGCUAAACAUAGCAGCAAGUUUUUCAUUAAAAGUGUCAAGGCAUGAUCCUGGUGUCCUAUAGAUACAACUUACAAUUAUAUUACUAGCUUUUUCAACAUGGAUUUCAAUAGUAACACAUUCUAAUACGUUAUCUAUGGUACUUGACCUACAUUCAAUCAGACUACAUUUCAAAACAUUAUCCACAUAUAAAGCAACACCGCCUCCCUUUUUAUUCACCCUAUUCAUUAUAAAUAAUUGAUAUCCUUCCAAUUCCAUUUCACUAACUUUCUCAUUAUCAAGCCAUGUUUCUGAUAUUGCAAUUAUAUUAAACUUAUGUAACUCACUUAAACAUUCUGUAAUUUUAGAAAAAAUUUUAUACAGGCUUCUACUAUUGAAAUGUAUAACCGACAACGCAUUUGCCAUUUUAAUAUUCAUAUUGAAUUGGUCGUCUGUAUAAUACUCACAAGUAUUAUUAUUGUUUAUGUAGAAGUGGUUAUCUGGAUCAAUGUUUCUUUCAGGGUCAUACAUAUUGUACUCUGCAUAGUUAAACAUUUUGAAAUUCAUUUUCUCAGCAUGUGCAGCAAAAUAACCACCUUGACAGUCAGAGUCCUUUUCAUAAUCAAAGUCUUCCUCUUCAAUAUCUCUGAAUGGAAACCUAUAAUCUGUAUCCACACUUGUCAUUUAUAUAUUUUUGUUGUUGUUGUUUUUUUGUUGUUGUUUUUCCAUUGUUUUUUAAGCAUAAGGCCAAAAAACACUUUCCAUACCCAUUGUUCAUUGCAAAUCAUCACUUUUCCCGUAGAUUCGAUAGUAGAUUCCUGAUUAUUCAUAUUGCUCUAGAUCUUUAAGUUCUCUUAUCAUUACAACUUUUGCUUGUUCGGGAGUGCCAUUUAAUCUUAUCAUUACUUUGCAAUUCCUCGUCCAUGUCGCUUGUAUCUUAUUUUGUUUUUUCAGGCUGCGUGCCUGUCUUGCAAUUUCAGCAGUCUUUUUCGUUAAAUGUUCAUUUAAAUACACACCGGUCCCUUUUAGCUUCUUUCCUUGUUUCAGUAACUCAAUCUUUGUUUUACGACUCACAAACCGAAGAAUAAUUACUGGCUUUGUCUUUCUAUCUUUUCUGGGAAGCGUAUGGCAUGCUGCGAUGUGAUGGCUCUGAAUACUUACAUUCUUCGUUUGAAGGAAUUUUAUCACUUGCUGUUCAAGCGUUUGCAGCUCCUCUACCAGGACUUCUUCACCAUCUUUACCUCCACCAGCUGCUACUCUGGCGUAGGUUCGGUGUUGCGUCUCGAGUCCACUUAUGACUAAAUCAUCCAUUCUUGUGUAUUGUUCAAAGUCCUCGAUUCGCCGUUCCAGGUUGUCUAUUUUCUUGUCCUUCUCCUUUAUCAAAUUUUUUAGUUGUUUUAUCUCCUCCAUUAGGUCAUGUAGCAUACCUUGUUGUUUAGCCACUUUACUCAGUUCAUCAGACAUGAAAUUAAGCGAUUUCCUAAUCUCCUCCAACUCCUCUUCCACUCCUGGGUUUGCUUUUUUGGGCAGCAUUUUGAAAAAAUAGUGAGAUUGGUGUUGUUGCUAUUACCUGUUAACUUUAGUUAACUUUAGUUAGCAAAAAAUGUUUUCUUCAAUUCCUGCACCAUCUGCCAUCUUGAUGACGUCAUGAACGUGAGUUUAUACGCGUUAAAACGUGUAGUUCACACCAUAACAGCCUUUUGGUACUAUAUAGAUAUUAGCUACAGAUUAGGAUCCGUUCAAAGUAUACGUGAGUCAGUCAAACAGUUCAAAAGUUGGAUCGAUCGUUAUCGUUGGGGCCCGUUCGUAGGUGCACAUUAAGCAGAUGAUGAAUUCCAAUGUUAAUCCCACAUGAAAAAUGAAUCCACUUACUGUACUUGCUCAGAUGAGUCAAAUGAACCAAUCAUUUAUUCACCCAACACCACGAAGACUCAGCGCCCCUCACGAGCUGUCUUGAAGUCCUAGAUGAAUCCAGCCGAUCCACUUUGAAAUGAAGAAAUGCACGAUCUGUCCCGUUUUGCUGCACUUCUGAAGAAUUCGGUGGUGAUGAUGUUUUAUCAGCAGUUCUCCAUCCUUAAGAACAACUGUCUCUCCAGCCUCUAGGCCUUCGCGUUCCACACACCCCCCGUCGUAACUAAGUGAGGACUCAAUACUGCGAAUACUAAUGUGGAGAAACAAAAUUAACUGCACUUAAAAUCAGGGCUCUGAACCGGUUCAAGGAACGAAAGUGAAAAACGAAAACAAAUGACAUUGAACAGGAACAAAAAUGAAAACAAAAUCAAUUUUAAUCGUUCUGAACAGAAACGGAAACAGAAAUUCCAAAUGAACCGGUUAAUAACGGUAUUUUUAUCGUUCUCUUUAUUAUAUCAAUUUGGCAGACCAAAAACAUGAAUUCAAAUUGUGUGUGCAAAUGCGACGGUGACGCAUACAACAUGAAAUGCCCGCGAAGCAGACGUCAUAAGCAGAGCCCUUUCUGAUGCGACGAGCUUAAGGUUACCAAGCACCUGGCUGUUUCAUGUGCAAAGAUGGGUCGCCAUAAAGAAAAUCCCUUUCGUCAAUUUUUUUCAUAUGACAAAUCGUCUGAUAAAUCGAUCUGUAAUAUUGAAGGAUGCGGGGCAGAAAUAGCUGGGAAUCAUGGCGGUAACCUGCAGAGACACAUUCAACGUAAACAUCCAACGAAAUAUGUUGAUUCGACCAGCAAUAAAAGGUCAGCAGCUGAUGGACAAACGACUCUAGACGCGGUCGUAGUGAAAAAGCCAAAGACAACAGGCCUACAUGUUCAAAUGUCUCCAGAAUGUCUAAAAGAUGCGUGCAUAGAGCUUGUGACGGUCAACGGGGGACCAUUAAUGGAAGACAUUGGCUUUAGAAAAAUUAUCGAGCCACUACAAAACGCUAUGGGAAAUAAUUUCGUCAUCAACUCCUCAAAUAUCCGUGACAUGGUGUCAAGUGUUGCUCAGGAGGGCAGAGAAGAACUGAAAAACGACUUAAAAGGCAGGCUACUAAUGCUUAAAAUUGAUUCUGCCACAUGCAGAGACCGAUCAGUUCUGGGCGUAAAUGUACAAUACACUGACGGAGAAAAAAUUGUUCUGCGCACUUUGGCCGUAAGAGAGCUCAAUGACAGACACACGGCCGAAUACAUUUCAUCCGUCGUGCAAGAUGUCUUACACGAAUAUGAUGUUGAAUUACGGCAAGUUUAUUCAAUAACUUCGGAUAAUGGCGCUAAUAUGAUAAAGGCAGUGUCUUUACUAUCUGACAUACAAGAGGACACCAUGUGUAAUGAGGUAAAUGAGGCUGAUACCAUGGAUAAAGAAGAGGAUGGGGAUGAGAAUGAUAUCCAAGACGAAAGUCAGGAAUUGGAACCGGAUUUGGCCAUCGAACUUGAUUCUGUGAUGCAAGAACAUGUGUUGCGCAGUGUGCGGUGUUCAGCUCAUACUUUGCAGUUGGCAGUUGAUGAUGCAUUAAAAGAGCAACCGUCAACAAAUUUGCUUUCUAAAGCAAGACGUGUUGCGAAAAAGUUACGCACACAGAACGUAGUUGUUCUUCUAAAAAGGAUGGGGCUAAAGAGAACCAUUGUGGACUGCCCAACGCACUGGCAUUCAACACACGAUAUGCUAGAGCGGCUUUUGGAGCUCAAGAAUUUUUGCCAGGACAUGUCACCAAAUAUUAAAGAAAUAAAUUUAAGUGGAAACGAAUGGGAAGCAAUAGCCAACUUGGUAAGCGCUUUAAAACCAGCGAAAGUUGCUACGAAAAGCCUUCAGUCGGAACAGCUCACCGCCGGCGACUUCUACGGUGUUUGGCUUCAUUGCGUCUUGUGCACCGACAGAAUUGACAAUCUUUUUGCAAAACGACUGGUUCAAUGUCUUAAGUCACGACAAACAGCGCUUUUUGACAAUGAUGCCUUUGUGGCUGCUUUAUUUCUCGAUCCGAGAUACAGGUUUUUCCUCAGCGAUCUUCAAUCCGAAAGGGCAAAAAUUCACUUAAGUCGUGCCUGGGAUGCCAUUCAAAAUUUGUCGGCAAACAACAACACUGUACAAUGUAGUCCAUCGCAGGCAUCCAACGAUGAUGACGAGAUCGAACAGCUGCUGAUUGCAAAAGAAAAAGAAAUCACAACUGUAAAACAUACUCGAGUGUCAAUCUCAUUUGCUUUGGAUAUGUAUUCGAGAGAACCCCAUCUUAAGAGAAGUGAGUGUCUUUUUAAGUACUGGGCAAGCGUUGCUACCACUAAGCCAGAUUUGCACAAACUUGCUAUGAAUGUAAUUGCGCUACCUGUAACGCAAGUAAGUGUUGAGCGUGCAUUUUCAUGCCUCAAGUACAUUCUUUUCCCUCUUUUUCUUUUUUCAUCAAUGAAUGCACAGGUCCUAGAGGACAUUCUCUUUGUACGAUUAAACUAAAAGUAUGGACUUUAAGUAGGCCAUAGAAUGACUGCAUUUUUUUUUUUUUUUUAUAAAAUAUUAAUUUUGCUGAAGCCUUUCCAGUCCUAGAGGACAUUCUCUUUGUACAUUUAAACCCAAAGUAUAUGGACUUUAAGUAGGCUAUAGAUUGACUUUUUUUUAUAUAAAAUAUUUUGCUGAAGCCCAUCCAGUUUUUCCAGUAGACUAUUUGGUAUAUUAUAAUUUAAGUUGUUGAUCUGUUGUGUUAAAUGUUAAAAAAAAAUCUGUUGUUGUUUUAUAAUGUUACAAUGCAUUACGUUUUCUUUUACUUUUAUGCAUUAAAUGUAAAAUCAUAACUAUCUGGAGUUCUGUUUUGUUUGAGAGAAAAUAGCCUACAAUAGGCUAUUAUGCAUAUUAGGUAAGGAAUAAGUCAACAGGUUUUUAUCGCAGAUUAAGCCGUGUGGUCAGGAUGUUAAGCGGAUGGUCUUGAAGGGGCUUAUUUCGCUAUAGUAUUAUCAAACAAGAAAAUUGUUUUUUAAAAAUUAUUAGCGCAUUUGUAACGAGUUUCCAGGUGAACUCGUUUACUUUCGGUUUUAAAGACAAGAAGUUCAAAUGACACGAACACGGAAUUUGGUUUAAUCAUUUGUAAACAUAAUGCCAAGCAUGUUAUUAAAAGGCACACACUAUCUAUCUAUCGCACCGUGUAAUAAAAUAACGUUUAUUAACCGGUAGUUUUUCUAGAAAACCUUUUCGGAAUGUAUUGUUUAAUGAGGAACGCAAGAACAGAAACGUUAUAAUAUCGAUUCUGCUCGGAGUGAACCGAAUGGAUUUUUUUUUUCGUUUUUAAGCCCUGCUUAAAAUAAACCCCGGGAAAGAAAACACAAAACAAGUGUCGUCACUCUACACUUGGGCCUUAUAUUACAUUAAAUAUACUAGUCUCCAAACAGAUGACGCACUCUUUUUUUCCCGGUAAAAAAAACCGGCCGAUAUCUCUGGCAGCACACACGCUUACCACGCUCCACCCCUUCCUCAUCACGUGACUACGUCAUGGCGCAACCUCAAGCUCAACAUUGAUUGGCUGGCAUUAGUACACCUAUACUGAAUAUUUAAAACAAACAAAAAUUUACUUUUGGGGUUCCUACACUUCUGUCUGUCAUACCUUUCAAAUAAUCUGUUAGCAUGAAGGGGGCGUCUGAUGGUUUUUUCAGAGAUGUGGUAACCCCAAGAUUUUACUUGGUCUUGUAAUUCACCAACAGUCAUCUUUGGGGAUUUUUUGUCUCUCUUAUGAUCCUCCUCACUGUAUGUGGGGGCUAAAUAAACUUGG